AUGCCAAAAUUGACAUUGGACGAGUUCUUCAACUAUACUGACUUUACUUCAUUAACACUUGCACCUGACAAUAGUCAAUCAAUUCUCAUUCAAACACGACAUCGCAUAUGGAAUCAUAAUAUCAGUGAGUAUCAUCUCCAUUUACAUUCGCUUGAUGAUAAGAGCAAAAUAUUAUUAACAAGACAUGCGUCCAGUUUACUUCGACCUCGUUGGCAAGGCGAAUGGAUUGCCUAUCUAAGUGGAAAUCAGUCCAAUACAAUUUAUUUGUAUUCCACUCGAAUGAAGCAAACGUUUCCUCUGCCAUUGAGUAACGAAUCGAUUCAUGCUUUUACAUUGUCAAACAUCAAUACAAGUCUCUACUUUGCUGCACGAACACCGUGGACAAAUGAGGCUGAUAAAGCAUACAAGAAUGAAUGGAAUGAUGUAAUUGAAUAUCGAGACAAAGAACGAGGUGAUACAAUCUAUCGUGUCAAUUUGGAAGAUAUUAAUCAAUUUCAAAUUGAAAUUUUGGCAAAUAUUUCAUUACGAGUCGUAGAAUUGAUUUGUUCGUCUGAUGGAAAACGUUUGGUGUAUUCGACUGAAUCAACAUUACAACACAUUGAAUCAAUGGAUGAUUAUGAAAUUUAUUCCAUUGAUUUGACUGAUCGUUCAUCUACGAUUCCACGUCGAUUAACAAACAAUCAAGCUAUUGAACGAAAUUUGAAAUGGUUUAAUAACGACUCGUUUCUUUUUACUGUAACAGGUGAAGGAUCGAUCGAUGGUGAGUAUCGAGAUACUCAAGGACGACUCUAUUCAUUCGACCUUCUCACUGGAAAUAUUCAUCGUUGGGCUAAUCAAUUUAAAGGUUCAAUAAGAGCUUACGAUUUGUUAGAAAAUGGACGACAAGGUUUAAUUAUUCUCGGUCAAUUGAAUACCGAGAUACAAGUUUAUGCACAACAAUCGAUAAGUAGUCCAUUAGCUAAAAAAAUAGGUUGGAAUGGAACAUAUGAAUCGAUUAUUACUACCUAUGCUGAUAACAAAUCUAUCAUUGCUUUUCUUCAUUCCUCGUUCGAUGCACCACAAGAAGUGUAUUUCGUUGAUAAUAUUGAUCAACUAACUCUUGCUCAAUCAAUUACAUACGAAAAUAAACUUUUUAAAGAACGAAAUCUACCUAAAGGUACAUCCUAUCGAUGGUUAAAUAAAGAUGAUGGAACUGAAAUCGAAGGCAUUCUUCUCUAUCCGCCGGAUAAGUUUCAGGAGAAAAAUUUGCCAUUACUAGUACUCAUUCACGGUGGACCUUAUCUUGCUGAUUUGAAUGCUUUUUAUGCCGAUUGGUAUUUUUGUGCAAUAAUGAUGGCCACUGAAGGUUGGCUUGUACUGCAACCAAACUAUCGGGGUUCAUCAGGUAAUUGA
Molecule: messenger RNA, 1392 nt
Organism: Rotaria sp. Silwood1
Lineage: Eukaryota; Metazoa; Rotifera; Eurotatoria; Philodinida; Philodinidae
Source: the annotation of a GenBank genome assembly